AUGACUGAAGUCGAUGUCGUUUUGCCGGAGGGCGUGGCCGAGCCCACGACAAAGCUUGCCAGCGCAUCAAAUAGUCCGAAACAGUCCAAAACAUCAGCAGACGAUGAUGAGCAGCGUGUCAGAACAGAGGACGAGGAGGAGCAGCAGGAGGAGGAACACUUGACAGAGGCACCAUCAAAGGAAAAGUUAGAACUUCUCUCCACCGGCGAUAAGGACAUCGCCAAAGAGGAUGUGGCUCAGGCUUCUCCACAAGCUCCAGCGCCCGAAGAGAUAAUGGAGGUGGACGACAACGAGGAGGUGGUGGAAAAUGAGGUGGAGAACGACGACGAGGACUCACAGAUCACCAGUACCAGUUCCAAAGAGCACAAGCUGGGAGAAGAAGAUGAGGAAGAGGAGGCCACCACCAAUGGGGAUGGGGAUCAUGAACCCGAGGACGAAGACGAUGCCGAAAAGAUCGGUAGCACGGCGGAAAAUAGCUGCGAGGCUGAAGAUCCCUUGGGGGCAGCCACAGUUCAGGGAGAAGAGCUGGUCAGCAGGAAGAAAUCCCAGCUGGAUGCCGAUGAGAGUAUGGCCAGCGAAUUAGAGGACGAUGAGCCUACGGCAAAGCAGGAGAAUGGGUUUGCUGCCAGUCCUAAGCAAAAAGAGAAUGGCCAGGCCAGUUUAGCGGAGACCAAGGCUGCUGUCGCCUCCUCUGAUAGCGCUGUGGUUAACCUGGAUGAGGACAGUGACGAGGAAAUGGAGGAAAUCACGGAGCACAAGGAGGCGGAUAAGCCCACGGAGCAGGCAGCCAAACCUGCCUCCUGUAGCGGUGGUGAUUCAUCAGACGAUGCCGUGCUGAUAGCCUCAGACUCGGAAACGGAGUCCCCGGCUCCACCGCCGCCAGUGAAGAAGCUUCCCCCAGUAGUCAAGGCAACGCCGCCGCCGCCACCUGUGCAGGAAGAUGAAGAUGAUGACGACGACGAUGACUGCGUCGUAAUUGAAGACGACACACCGCCAAGUAUUUCGCCCAGCAGCAAACGCAAGAGCGACCUGGAUGAGCUGCAGCAACCCAGUCACAAAAGGCAGCGUAGUUCGACGCCUUCAGGAAUGGGACAGCUAACCAUAAAGGACGCCCGUUCUCUCAUGCCACUGGAUGGCAGCCCGAGUUCUGUGCCAGGACCCCGGGAUUCAGUCUAUCCGGUGACCAUAACAAAUGCUGUGACGGGAGCGGCAACCAAUCUGGGUGUUGUGCCGCCUAAGUUGGUUCCCAUGGCGGGAGGCAUAACCGCAAGCCCAGUGCAGCUGAAUCCGCCUACUCUAUCGCUUACCGGACUGCCCAGCAUGACCAACAAUGCUAACCUGCUGCCCGGACUCACAGACGAUAUGUUUGUCCUGGAAGCACCCUCCUUCAUUGUUCCCUACAUUUACGAGAAGCCACCGCACGAGAAUAUCUGCGAGGUGGUAAAAGCCAUUGAGACCAAGUAUGCGCUAUCUGCAGAGGAUUUGGCUGAAGCGGACAAGGGUGACGAGUUUGACAUGAUGACCGAGCAAAAUAAGGAGGAUAAGCCAGCCGAUCAAGCUGACGAUGGCGGCAAAAAGAAAAAGAAGAAGCGGGGCGACGACGAGUCCUGGUCAGAGCAAUCGGACGAUGAUGAUGACGAAGACGACGACGAUGAUUCGGAAUCAGGGAUGCGCACAAAGGUGCUGAUCAAGGAGGCAAAUGACGACUUGAGCGCACUGAAAGUUGCCAUUAAGCCCGCCGCCGCCUUAGCCACAGCAGGCGGAGUAUCUGCCAACAAUCCAGGAGGCAGCAAGCCCGGACAGGAGAACUACUUUGAAAGUCCGCUGGGAAAGUUCUUCAUGGACAUUGGUGUGGGUCUGGUGCAGGAGUACGUACAGGCGGAUCUGUUGCGCCUGCAGAAGCGGAAGAUGCGCAAGGCUCAGGUGCAAAAUCCCAAGGAGUUUGAGAUGGCUAUCAAUGCGCUGUCGGGCAAUCUGCAGGCAUCCAAGACGAAAAACGCUCCCUUCAAGUUCCGGAUGAAGCGGUGCGAGUUCUGCAACUUUAAGUCGGAGUCUGCUAUGGCGAUGGCCAAUCAUUACGAGACGCCGCACAUGAACGGAGUGCUGUAUAAGUGCAACUUCUGUACGUUUGAGAUAAGGAACGCAACUGAGAUUGUCUACCACAUGGAGGCUGUGCACAACAUAAAGGCGCGACUAAUCAAGCCACUGCCGUACCACCAGUGUCCCAACUGCGGCUUUGAGGACAAUGGCAAGGCGAAGCUGGCGCGUCAUCAGCCUGUUUGCGCCAAGAAGUUCCGGCCGGAGCUUAACCUGGCACCGCCCAAUGACUGGGAGGCACCGGCCAAGAUUCCGCGCAUCAAGCCACGUCAUGGUCUUGUAGGCACCGCCACCGCUUAUCAGGCCAUGGCUGCACAGGCGGCGGCACAGAAGGCUGCCUUGGCUAACAUCCAGCAGCAGCAGGCGGCGGCGCAGGCCAGGAAUAAUUUGCAGGCAGCCGCUUUAGCUGCCCAAAAUGCGGCGAAGAUGCGACAGCGAGCCCCGCAGCCUCCCAAGCAGAAUAUGGUGCGCAAUCCUGCGCCUGUGCGAGGAGGCAAUUCGAUGAAUGCGAGUCUAUCGUUGCCUAACAGCUACCAGCUGGCUGCCGGACAGCUUGUGCAGGCGUCCAAGAAGCCGAUGGCCGGACAGCCCAGCAUCUCGAUAACGCCAUUACCUCGUCAGAGCUCGGUGGGCGCCGGAGCGGGUGCGUCUUCCAGCAAGGCGCCCCAAGCGGCUGCAGGGAUGAAGCCUGGUCAGAGUCCGAGCGGCAACAACAAGGCGCAGUUUGUCAUCUGCGAGAUUUGCGAUGGCUACAUUAAGGAUCUGGAGCAACUGCGCAACCACAUGCAGUGGAUGCACAAAGUGAAGAUUCAUCCCAAGAUGAUCUACAACAGGCCGCCAUUGAAUUGCCAAAAGUGUCAAUUCCGAUUCUUUACGGAUCAGGGAUUGGAGCGACAUUUACUGGGUUCCCAUGGCUUGGUCACAAGCUCUAUGCAGGAGGCUGCUAACAAGGGCAAGGAUGCCGGUCGCUGUCCAGUCUGUGGAAGGAUGUACCAAUGGAAGUUGCUGAAUCACGUGUCACGCGAUCACCACAUGACCCUAAAGCCCGCUCACCUGUCCUACAAGUGCACCGUUUGCACGGCAACCUUCGGCAUGUACAAACAGUUUGAGACGCAUGUCUAUACCGCCCACAGUACUGUGGCCAGGAAGGCGAUGGACAGCAAGAAGAACAGUGCGCAGUCUAGCGGGUCGGGAUCUGGAGCAGGGAUGUCGCGCAGUUCGUUGGGAGCGGCCAAUGACUCGCUGCUGAAGCCGCUUAAGAUUAACGAUGAGAUCACUAUCAUACCACAGCCCGCAUCAAAGCCACGCAUCACAAAUAUGGAGAGUCAUGUCAUAGAUUAAAAUGCGUGUUGGAUCAACCAAAAACCUAAUCUCGCAAAGUUUGCAGCAUUGACAGCGCUUUAACUUUAGUUUCGUUUAUAAGCCGAAGGCGACCUUGCCGCCCCAAGGUCACGCCCUUUUACUUCUGUAAGUCGAAUUGUAUAAAGAGCAUGAGUAUAAGCAGAAACUGAAACGGAGGAGGAGAUGGAGCAGAGUGGAAAGCCGGUGUCAGCCACCUGUGUGACCUGUGACCCCCUGACUAAACUAAUCUAGAGUAGUCCGUACUCGCUGCGGUUUAAUCACAAACACAACAGCUACAGGAUACGCGAUACACAUAUAAAACGCUAACGGCAUAGAUACAGAUACAGAUUAGAGAUACUAGUUACGGAUCUUAGUUACAUACGUUUUGGAGUGUGCACAUAAGUUGAAGUUGUAGCUACUACUAAAAUAUACCACAUACAUACAUAUAUAUUUAACUAUAUUUAAAGCAUAUUAUGAAGAAGCCGCCAGAGCGCAUCGUCAGCAUGAUGACUAUGUAAAUUAGUUAAAAACUAAACUAUUUAUACGAGAACUACGAGUAUCCAAAUGUGUGUUGCAGUAUGUAUAUACAUUUUGAAUAGGUCUCCGCCCACGUAAUUGGUGUGCUUCGUUUCGUUCUCCUCUCGAAUCUUCUAGCUUAUUUUUGCGAUUAGUCGAUGAGGCAAAGGGGGAGUGACUCGGAACGGAGCGUUGUGGAGAGAACUCUUAUAAACUGAUCUGAGAGACGUUCGACAUUUUAAUUUUUGUGUACAAGUUUAAACUUAUAUUUAUAUUACACAUUAUCUAUUAAUAUUAAAGUAUAUAUCAUCUAUUACCACCUAAGAUCAACAUGUACUACAGUUAUAAAGCAAAACCACACAACCAA
Messenger RNA from Drosophila eugracilis, 4321 nucleotides. RefSeq names its product MOG interacting and ectopic P-granules protein 1 (gene MEP-1). The transcript is spliced from 6 exons. Lineage: Eukaryota; Metazoa; Arthropoda; Insecta; Diptera; Drosophilidae. Gene Ontology annotation, cellular component: nucleus. Gene Ontology annotation, biological process: regulation of gene expression. The record is from RefSeq and is a predicted model, not a curated record. The coding region runs from base 1 to 3438 and encodes 1145 amino acids.